GUGUGGUGCGGUGCAUGCCUCCCUGCCGGCUCCGCGCGGGACUCGCGGUGGAUGCGCCGUUCGGCUGCCGCCUGCCCCUGCCGGGCUGAGGCCGCUCCGUGAGGGACGCUGCGGGGGGCGGCCCUGCUCCGAGCUCCUUUCCUCGCCCGCCUCGCUCGGUGCUCGCCGCCGCCUGUCCGCGCCGCUGGCGGGGAGCGAUGCUGCACGUGGAGAUGUUGACGCUGGUGCUCCUGGUGCUGUGGAUGUGCGUGUUCAGCCAGGACCCCGGCUCCAAGGCGGUGGCCGACCGCUACGCCGUCUACUGGAACAGCACCAACCCCAGAUUCCAGAGAGGGGACUACCACAUUGAUGUCUGCAUCAAUGAUUAUUUAGAUGUGUUCUGUCCUCACUAUGAGGAUUCAGUACCAGAAGAUAAGACUGAACGCUACGUUCUUUACAUGGUGAAUUUCGAUGGCUACAGCUCCUGUGAUCACACUUCCAAAGGAUUCAAGAGGUGGGAAUGUAAUCGGCCUCACUCCCCAAAUGGACCGUUGAAGUUCUCAGAAAAAUUCCAGCUCUUCACUCCGUUCUCACUAGGAUUUGAGUUCAGGCCAGGCCGGGAAUAUUUCUACAUCUCUUCUGCAAUCCCAGAUAAUGGAAGGAGGUCCUGCCUAAAGCUUAAAGUCUUUGUGCGACCAGCAAACAGCUGUAUGAAAACUAUAGGUGUUCAUGAUCGUGUUUUCGAUGUUAACGACAAAGUAGAAAAUUCAUUAGAACCAGCAGAUGAUACCGUACAUGAGUCAGCCGAGCCAUCUCGUAGUGAUAACGCGGCACAGACACCAAGGAUAUCCAGCCUGCUUUUGGCAACCCUACUGUUCCUCUUGGCGAUGCUUUUGAUAUUAUAGCACAGUAUAUUCCAGUAACCUGUCACAGAAAACAUCAGGGUCUUGGAACAUCAAAGAUCCACCUAACUGCUUAUCCCAAGAAAGGGACUUUAUAUUGGUUUUGCAGAUGUCAAUUUUUUUUGGUUUGGUUUGGUUUUUUCUUUUCAGCCUGAACUAUGAGCAAGAAUUUGAGGGGAAUAACUAAUUUCAACACCCAACCCUUCCCUGUGACUUUCCUCAACCCCUCCAAAAAAUAAAAGGACUCCAAAUGAAAAUGCCAAAUUAUAAUAGUGACACUAGUGAUUCUUAUUUUCCUCUGCAUUCUCCUAUAAGAAGUCACCACCGUUAGCUCACUGUGUUAUCUGUAUGUGGACAAGGAAGAAUAGUGGCAGAUGCAGUCAGUGAAGGAUAAGGAAAUUGAGUGGAAGCCCGGGAGGGUUUUAAUCUCCGAUACAAUAUUUAUGCCUUCUCGUUCAGUUCUGUAAGAUGAUCAUGCAAGGCAUCAUGUUAUCAUGUCAGGACUGGAGGGGAGAUAUUAAGAACAGAUACAAUAUAACACCACUUCCUCCAGGAGUUUCAAAAUGAACGGGCUCUAAAAGGAAAAGACAUUGUUUCUUAUAGGACUGGCUUGAAACAUCCUUGGUAGAAAAGCUUGUUCUCCCACAAUAGAAGCUCUGUUUUUUGCGGGGGGAGGGGAGAUGAAUACUUAGGAAUGUUAGCACACAGCAAGCAAGGUCAGAUUUAGGAAACUUCACUGAGGGUGAUAGUGCCUCGGUUACUUCUGUUUCAGUGGAUAGUACACACCAGAUUAUUUUCUUUCAAAGCAGAUCACCAUGGUGCUACAAUUUUUUUCUUGAAAUGCAGAAGCAUUUUUUGUGAAUAAAGUGACCUUCCCCGGGGCUGACUUAGUAGCUGAUAGCCUUGGAUGCUGCUCUGGGUGACCAUACGUACUAAAGAGAGGACAUCAGUGGCCAGAGGAAACAUGUUUGGGACACUGGCUCUCCAGUGUGCUCUUGAUUUGUCUCCCCUGCAAGUUCAACAACCCUGAGAAUAAAACACAAGUAGAAGAAGCCAGGACAGUCAAUCGGCAUUGCUUGGUAGGGGGAAGAAAGGAAGAGUGUGGAAUACAAAUUCAAGAGUUGAUUUUUUUUUCCCCUUUCCAACACAGUUUGAAGAGUAGAGGAAACGUGUUUAUCAGCAGGAGAUAAACUAGAUGGGCUCCCAAAGACUUAACAAAAUAUUUUUUUAAAAAUCCACUAGAAUAGAAAAUACAUUAUUUAGAUAUACUUUAUGCUGAGAGUGAGUAUAUAUGCUUGUCCUAUUUAAACAUGUGAGAGAAGUGGUAACCCUUGAUGCAAUUAGGAAUAUGGGGAGUGUCUUGUUGAUGGAAAGUUUAAAGAAACUGAGCAUGGCCAAGAUAGGACUUGAAAAAGUCAUGUGCCAGGAAAUGCAAGCCUUGGGGUUUCUAUUGGCUAGACUGCCGUGGACUUCGAACUCUGGAACGUAGUCAGGGAAAUGUCACCAACACUGAAACAGAACCUUUCAAGCACGAAAAAAAAAAGAAAAUAUUAUGUUAAAUGUGAAAAAACAGAGCACUUUCCAACAACACAAAGGUUUUUCUGUGUUUGUUUCAAAGAUAAAGUGUAGUUUAAAAAUGAACUGGUAUAAUUAAUGGACAGCAUUCUGUGAAUAUAAUUAAGAAAAAGAAAGAAAAUAAAAGCUGAUUCCUUGAGGUUUCUGGGAAGAAAUGAAUUUAAGGCACACAGGGAAGUUUUACCCUUGUUAAGCUAAAAUCUGGGCUUGCCUGAUACCAUGGAGUAUGGAUAUUAAAUGCAGCCUCUGCAUUUAAGAUAAGACUGAGGAAAUUUCUACUAAUAUCGAGCACAUACAACCAAGACCCAAAGUCUAAGCAGUGAGGAAAAUCAACCAUUUUUGUUGCAAUAUAUGAUGAAGACAUUGUUUGAUAUAGUCAGUAAAUUUAUUUCUUUAUCACAUAUACUUGGGGCAAGUGCUAGUACUUUCUUCAGCAAAUUAUUAGAGCUUUGAGGAAGGUGGCCUUGAGGCUUAAAGCACCCCUUUAAGGAUCUUUAGGCAGAGUAAAGAUAAUAUUGCAUGCUAGAUUACCACCCUUAAAACACUUCCUACAGCUCACAGUCAUAGUUCUAUUAAUAAUGCUAAUUUUAUUUUAGAAAUGGUAGCUUUGGUGGUUUUCCAUCAGUUCUCUAUAAAUGGUAAUGAACUCACAGCUGCAUAUCUAUCAACCUCAAACUUUUAUUCACUAAUCUUUUAUUCACUUAUUCAACUCUUUGCUUUAUUGCAUUGCCUCUGCUAACUAAAUGAAUCACAGCAAAACUACUACAGCUAAUAGAUUGCUACACUGCAUAGAAUAAUAUAACUGUGCGUGGCAAGCUUACCAAACAUUAGCUUGAAUACUUGAUGGCAUCUGGCAAUCCCAGUCAUACCAAGUUAAGCAAGUGCUAUAAAUCAUUGAAUCUCUGUGUUUGGUGUUGAGUUACAAAACUCUGGAAGCUUUGGAGGAUGUUGGUGCAAGUUUUAGUCAGAUUUCCUCCCCACAAACACAUCCCCACAGAUGUCUGAGGGAAUAAUUCUGUUACAGCAGUCCCUCAGUCCAGAUAGUUCACCCCUACGAGCUGCACUCCUGGUUGCCAAGGGCUUUGCAACAUGAAGCAGGGAAAUAUGGAUCAGUCUGUUUAGUGGAUACUGUGUAUCCUUUAAUAGACAAGGUAACAUUUCGUGUUAGUUUAGAAUAUUGUUUUGUACUGUACUUUCUUGGAUGGCAAAGGAAAGACAAGUAAAACAUAAAAAAGCUAUGUUCUUUAAAUUCUGUAUUAUUAGCAACCUCUGUUGUAUAUAGUGUUUGAUAAUAAAGUAUUAAUUUGAUUCUUA
Gavialis gangeticus (Gharial) is the source of this 3770-nucleotide messenger RNA. It is a transcript of the gene EFNA5, whose product is annotated as ephrin A5. Lineage: Eukaryota; Metazoa; Chordata; Crocodylia; Gavialidae. The record is from RefSeq and is a predicted model, not a curated record. Bases 198 to 884 code for a protein of 228 amino acids. Gene Ontology annotation, cellular component: plasma membrane; external side of plasma membrane. The transcript is spliced from 5 exons. Gene Ontology annotation, biological process: regulation of cell-cell adhesion; axon guidance; ephrin receptor signaling pathway. Gene Ontology annotation, molecular function: ephrin receptor binding.